This is a messenger RNA of Cooperia oncophora, 1569 nucleotides long. The record is from the annotation of a GenBank genome assembly. Lineage: Eukaryota; Metazoa; Nematoda; Chromadorea; Rhabditida; Trichostrongylidae.
AUGCCCCGCCCCAUUCGGUCUAUGAUUGAAGACGUAGUUUGUUCACCGCCUGGUUUUCCUCCAACUCCCACAAAGCCUGACUUCCCACCAGAUCAACGCCGACCUUUCGGUUGUCUAAAUGGGAAUGCACAGCUUGGAGGAAACGCGUUGCAGCCAACAUUCACUCCAUUUCGUUUCCAGCAAGAAUCUGAUGCCCAGCCGUCGGCUCCGUCGCAAAUUGUUUCUCCUUUGUCGAAACUGAGAUUGAAUGAGACGUCUGAAGGUGAUAGUACUUUUGGCGACAACCGUUUUCGGUCAGCUCUGCCCAGCUGGGUGAUGGAUGGACACGGCCAUAUUAUUGUCCCGCUGAAAAAAUUACUUGAAGAAGGAUUGCUGGAGACAUUUGCUAGGGAUAAAUCUGGCUGCACGUACCUUCAAGCAAACUAUCCUGCUGAAGGUAAACCCGAGCGAGAGAUGCUUGGGAAGCAAUUGUUCGAAGUAGCGGACUUUUUCCAGGCACUCUGCAUGGAUGUGUUCGGUAAUUUCUUCAUACAGUGUGCCGUUCAACAUGCCAAUACACAAGAGCACAGAUGGAUCACAAGCAAUCUCUUUGGCAAGCUAUAUCCAAUGUGUCUGAAUCGCUAUUCAUGCCGUGUGAUUCAAAAAGUUAUCGAGGCACUCUGCAUGGAUGUGUUCGGUAAUUUCUUCAUACAGUGUGCCGUUCAACAUGCCAAUACACAAGAGCACAGAUGGAUCACAAGCAAUCUCUUUGGCAAGCUAUAUCCAAUGUGUCUGAAUCGCUAUUCAUGCCGUGUGAUUCAAAAAGUUAUCGAGUGUUUGCCGAAUGAAAUGAAGAGCCUUUUGAUGCUGGAACUUCGUAAUAAGAACCUCGUGGACUUGUGCACAGAUCAGAAUGCCAACCAUGUGAUCCAAAAGAUCAUGACAACACUUCCUCUGGUGAAUUGGCAAUUCAUCAUCGAACAUUUUGUUCGCAAUAAAAACGAACUGUUUUGUGUGGCAGAAAACAAGUAUGGAUGUCGUGUGGUACAGCUAGCGAUUGAAGUUCUAUCUGAUACCAGUAAGAAGCCAAACAAGCGUCGUCCUCCGAUUCUUGACGAUCUUAUGGUUCAUUUGCUGGCGAACUGUGAGCGCCUAGCAUGUAACGAGUUUGCUAACUAUGUGAUCCAACAUGUACUCAAAGCGGGACCGCUGGCUGACUAUCGCGAUCGCAUUAUCGAAGAGUGCCUUUUGCGCAACCUCUUAUCAUUGUCUCAAGAAAAAUACGCUUCUCAUGUAGUUGAGAAAGCUCUUGAAUUUUCAUCACCUAUACUGUUGGCUGAAAUGAUGGAUGAAAUUUUCGAUGGAUACGUUCCUCAUCCUGAAACUAAGAAGGAUGCUCUGGACAUAAUGCUGUUCCAUCAAUACGGAAACUAUGUGGUUCAGCGCAUGCUCGAUCUUUGCUGUGAAGCUGCGCGUGCGAAAAAAAAUGGAAUAAAUCUCCCCGACAUGGAGCUUCGUAUGGAAUGGCUAGCCCGCCUCGAGACUCGUAUUGCACAAAAUCGUAAUCGCCUUGCAAGGUACUUUUGUGUU